AUGCCACGUAAUCAUAAGAGACCAAGGUUAGAGGAUAGUGGGAGCCCAGAGAGGAGGUCGCCUCAAGUCAGCAACAGGGAAACACCAAGUCACUCCAGUCACUUGAGAGACACUCCCCAUCAAGGGAGUCACACUGCUGUGAGUCCCACUGCAGCCACUGAAGUUUGGAGCAGGGGUGUUCCUGGUUUCUCUACAGACGCCCUCUCCCGGCCUCUAUUAAGGCUCCACUCAGGCUGUCCCAUCAUUGGACCAGAGCUUGUCUACGGGGAUAACCUUGGCAGUGAGACACGCAAAAUGGAGUUUAAACGAGGGCGAGGAGAUUAUCUGAAAACAUGUUUCCUCCGUGAUGUCCGACGCUACACCUGUGCCUUCCUGAACAGCGAGGGGGGCAGUUUACUGGUCGGGGUGGACAAUGACGGCACGAUCUGUGGCGUAGUCAUUAGCCACAUUUGGGAGGACCAUGCCCGCCAGCAGGUGGACUCCUGCUUGAAGAUGUUCAAGCCUCCUGUCUUUCCCCACCAGUAUAGCCUCAUCUUCCUUCCUGUGGUAAGGCCCGGUCAGGAUGGGAGACGCCUCAGGGUGGUGUGCCUUACCCUCCAAUCCCCUGUAGCCAACACUGAGCCCAUCCUCUACCAGACUGACAUCGAAGACAUAUACAUCAGGCGGGAUGGGAGCGUGGAGGGGCCUCUGAGUGUCACGACUGCCAUGGAGUGGCUCUCACAGGACAUAGCCAGACCCCAGAACAGCCGGAUCACCGGCACUCACAGCCAGACACAGAUACUAGUACUCUUCUUCCUAGUAUCUGCAGCUUGA
Molecule: messenger RNA, 813 nt
Organism: Myripristis murdjan (pinecone soldierfish)
Lineage: Eukaryota; Metazoa; Chordata; Actinopteri; Holocentriformes; Holocentridae
Product: schlafen-like protein 1
Exons: 4
Coding region: 1-813 (270 amino acids)
Source: RefSeq, a predicted model, not a curated record